GCACUCAAACUCAUUGACUCUGAGAGUGCCGCAUGUGUACAAGCUGUUCUUUAAGAUGACGUGGGGCAAAAAAGCACUGUUCUUUUUACAAUUUUUCUGGACAGUCCACCAUGUCACAGCUAUCCACAGACAUGACAUCUAUCCAUAUGGGAUGUUUUACGGCGAUGUAACUCUGCAAGAGGGGGACGAUGAGACUUCUGAAGUUAUCACGCUAACCAAACCCAUGUACUUCUAUGAGGCGUCCUUCGCUAACUUAUAUGUGGCCACCAAUGGAAUCAUCUCAACUCAGGAUCUUCCCAUGGAGAAGCAGUACGUGGAUGACGGCUUCCCCACCGACUUCCCUGUCAUGGCCCCCUUCCUAGCUGACAUUGACACCAGCAAAGGAAAAGGAUCCAUCUUCUACCGGCAGACGGAGUCUCCUACCGUGCUGAAGCGGGCGGAAGCGGAUGUCAGGAGAGGCUUUCCAGAUGCCACGUUCACCCCUACCCAUGCCUUCAUCGCCACCUGGGAGAAUGUGUCAGCUUAUGAGGAGCUCACCCGCAGCUCCGGACCAUCCAAUCGGAUAAACACGUUCCAAGUGGUGCUUGCGUACAAUGAGAAGGAUACUUAUGCGCUCUUUCUAUACCCUGAGGAUGGCCUGCAGUUUUUUGGGACACGGCCCAAAGAAUCUUACAAUGUCGAAAUUGAGCUUCCUGCUCGUGUGGGCUUUACCAGAGGAGAGCUGCCCUACUUCUUCUUUUCUCGGACAGACGGGCCUUACUACAGCGUCACCAGCAACGAGCAGUCCGUCAAGAACCUUUACCAAAAGGGAAACAUAGGAGAGCCUGGAGUUUGGCUUUUCCACGUCGGAAACGGAUAUUCCUUCCAGAAUGUGGUUCCUGCACAGCAUGAGGCUGUUUUAACCAAAGCUCCCCCAGUCCAGAACGCCGUGUUUCCUGAUGAAGACUACACAGAGGAGGAUGAGUACCCCAUCGAUCCAGAGUUAGAGGAUCCCACCACAACAGAGUUCCUUGAGCCAGAGGAGGACUCCUCCCUACUGGAGCGUCUCAACCAGGAGGGACCUUUUGGUCAAUCUCCACUUCAGCCGUCAGCGUCAAGUCCUGGCGAAUUCCCUCAUCCGGAUCCCCGUAAUCUUCCCCCGGAGGACGUGACCCAGCCCCAGCGGCCAUUACCAAAACAUGCAAUUCUGCAGGUGUACCCCAAUGGUGUGAAGGACGCCCCACCUCACCCCUCUGGUGGUCAAGUGUUCAGUGUUGAAGAGAAAGUGAACUUUGACUCUGGAGUGAUCCAUUACUCGACUGAUAGUAAAGAGACGUGCCAGCGCCUUCAGCAGCAGCAGUGCAGUCAGAACGCAUACUGCACCGACUACUCCACUGGCUUCUGCUGCCACUGCAACCCAGGAUUCUACGGCAACGGCCGCCACUGCCUGCCAAACGGUGCACCUCAUCGUGUGAAUGGGAAGGUCAGAGGGACCGUGCUGGUGGGUGGUACAGCAGUGCAGCUGGACAGCAUCGACCUGCACGCCUACAUCGUGGUUGGUGAUGGGCGAGCGUACACUGCCAUCAGUGAGGUCCCGGAGCCGGUGGGCUGGGCCCUUAUGCCCGUGGCCCCCAUUGGAGGUCUGUUUGGUUGGCUUUUCGCCCUAGAGCUGCCAAACAGCCUUAAUGGCUUCAGUAUCACCGGUGCCGAAUUCACUCGCCGUGCCGAUGUGACCUUCUAUCCCGGUAACCAGCGUCUCAGCAUCGUCCAGACAGCUACGGGUUUGGAUACCCAGAACUACCUCAUUGUGGACACUCAUUUACAAGGCAGUGUUCCCUUCAUCCCUCCUGGUGCCACAGUGCAAAUGGAGCCAUUCAAGGACACUUAUCAGUAUUAUCCUUCAUUGAUUAGGUCAUCAUCAGCGCGGGAGUUUACAGUCGUGUCUGCUGAAAACGGAGCAGAGACCCUCACUUUCCAGGUCAAACAGAACAUCACAUACAGGGACUGCAGUCACGGGGACCGCAGCCGACUGGAGACCCAAGAGCUGAGAAUGGAGCGCAUAUUUGUUAUGUACGUCAAAGAGGAGCGUAUCCUUCGAUAUGCCAUCACCAACAAGAUCGGCCCUGUCGGAGCUGGAGAACCCGAGCCAGAAAAUGUGAACCCCUGUUACUCCGGAAAUCAUGACUGUGACACAACCGCACUGUGCGUGCCGGGCGAGGGACAGCUGUUCUUGUGCCAGUGCGCCACAGGUUACAGUGGAGACGGGCGCAACUGUUAUGAUGUGGAUGAGUGUGCAGAAGGUCUGAGCUCCUGUGGUGCUCACUCUCACUGUGUGAACCUGCCCGGAAGCCAUCGCUGUCAGUGUGAGAGCGGAUUUGAGUUAGCAUUUGAUGGCCGCACAUGUCAGGAUGUAGACGAGUGUCGUGACCAGCCGUGUCACGCCCAGGCCUUGUGCUCCAACGGUCAGGGAUCUUUCCAGUGCCAGUGCCAACCAGGAUACCAUGGAGAUGGUUUCCAGUGCCACCCUCAAAAUGGACGUCCCAAGACCCAGUGUGAGCAGCACAGAGACAGUCUUCAGAGUGGAAAUGGUGGUGUUGCUCUGGUGGGAGGCUUCAUCCCUCAGUGUGAUGAGGAGGGUCAGUACAGGUCUCAGCAGUGCCACGGGUCCACAGGUCACUGCUGGUGUGUGGACAGUAGGGGGCAGGAGAGAGCGGGAACCCGAACUCCACCUGGAACACAGAGAAUAAACUGUGACGAGCCUGGUCGUCCCAAGACCCAGUGUGAGCAGCACAGAGACAGUCUUCAGAGUGGAAACGGUGGUGUUCCUCUGUUAGGAGCCUUUGUCCCUGAGUGUGAUGAGGAGGGUCAGUACAGGUCUCAGCAGUGCCACGGGUCCACAGGUCACUGCUGGUGUGUGGACAGUAGGGGGCAGGAGAGAGCGGGAACCCGAACUCCACCCGGAACCCCGAGAAUAAACUGUGACGAACCUGGUCGUCCCAAGACCCAGUGUGAGCAGCACAGAGACAGUCUUCAGAGUGGAAACGGUGGUGUUCCUCUGGUGGGAGGCUUCAUCCCUCAGUGUGAUGAUGAGGGUCAGUACAGGUCUCAGCAGUGCCACGGGUCCACAGGUCACUGCUGGUGUGUGGACAGUAGGGGGCAGGAGAGAGCGGGAACCCGUACUCCACCUGGAACCCCGACAAUAAACUGUGACGAACCUGGUCGUCCCAAGACCCAGUGUGAGCAGCACAGAGACAGUCUUCAGAGUGGAAACGGUGGUGUUCCUCUGUUAGGAGCCUUUGUCCCUGAGUGUGAUGAGGAGGGUCAGUACAGGUCUCAGCAGUGCCACGGGUCCACAGGUCACUGCUGGUGUGUGGACAGUAGGGGGCAGGAGAGAGCGGGAACCCGAACUCCACCUGGAACCCCGAGAAUAAACUGUGACGAGCCUGGUCGUCCCAAGACCCAGUGUGAGCAGCACAGAGACAGUCUUCAGAGUGGAAACGGUGGUGUUCCUCUGGUGGGAGGCUUCAUCCCUCAGUGUGAUGAUGAGGGUCAGUACAGGUCUCAGCAGUGCCACGGGUCCACAGGUCACUGCUGGUGUGUGGACAAUAGGGGGCAGGAGAGAGCGGGAACCCGAACUCCACCUGGAACCCCGACAAUAAACUGUGACGAACCUGGUCGUCCCAAGACCCAGUGUGAGCAGCACAGAGACAGUCUUCAGAGUGGAAACGGUGGUGUUCCUCUGUUAGGAGCCUUUGUCCCUGAGUGUGAUGAGGAGGGUCAGUACAGGUCUCAGCAGUGCCACGGGUCCACAGGUCACUGCUGGUGUGUGGACAGUAGGGGGCAGGAGAGAGCGGGAACCCGAACUCCACCUGGAACCCCGAGAAUAAACUGUGACGAGCCUGGUCGUCCCAAGACCCAGUGUGAGCAGCACAGAGACAGUCUUCAGAGUGGAAACGGUGGUGUUCCUCUGGUGGGAGGCUUCAUCCCUCAGUGUGAUGAUGAGGGUCAGUACAGGUCUCAGCAGUGCCACGGGUCCACAGGUCACUGCUGGUGUGUGGACAGUAGGGGGCAGGAGAGAGCGGGAACCCGAACUCCACCUGGAACACAGAGAAUAAACUGUGACGAGCCUGGUCGUCCCAAGACCCAGUGUGAGCAGCACAGAGACAGUCUUCAGAGUGGAAACGGUGGUGUUCCUCUGGUGGGAGGCUUCAUCCCUCAGUGUGAUGAUGAGGGUCAGUACAGGUCUCAGCAGUGCCACGGGUCCACAGGUCACUGCUGGUGUGUGGACAGUAGGGGGCAGGAGAGAGCGGGAACCCGAACUCCACCUGGAACACAGAGAAUAAACUGUGACGAGCCUGGUCGUCCCAAGACCCAGUGUGAGCAGCACAGAGACAGUCUUCAGAGUGGAAACGGUGGUGUUCCUCUGUUAGGAGCCUUUGUCCCUGAGUGUGAUGAGGAGGGUCAGUACAGGUCUCAGCAGUGCCACGGGUCCACAGGUCACUGCUGGUGUGUGGACAGUAGGGGGCAGGAGAGAGCGGGAACCCGAACUCCACCUGGAACACAGAGAAUAAACUGUGACGAGCCUGGUCGUCCCAAGACCCAGUGUGAGCAGCACAGAGACAGUCUUCAGAGUGGAAACGGUGGUGUUCCUCUGGUGGGAGGCUUCAUGCCUCAGUGUGAUGAUGAGGGUCAGUACAGGUCUCAGCAGUGCCACGGGUCCACAGGUCACUGCUGGUGUGUGGACAGUAGGGGGCAGGAGAGAGCGGGAACCCGAACUCCACCUGGAACACAGAGAAUAAACUGUGACGAGCCUGGUCGUCCCAAGACCCAGUGUGAGCAGCACAGAGACAGUCUUCAGAGUGGAGACGGUGGUGUUGCUCUGGUGGGAGGCUUCAUCCCUCAGUGUGAUGAUGAGGGUCAGUACAGGUCUCAGCAGUGCCACGGGUCCACAGGUCACUGCUGGUGUGUGGACAGUAGGGGGCAGGAGAGAGCGGGAACCCGAACUCCACCUGGAACCCAGAGAAUAAACUGUGACGAGCCUGGUCGUCCCAAGACCCAGUGUGAGCAGCACAGAGACAGUCUUCAGAGUGGAAACGGUGGUGUUCCUCUGGUGGGAGGCUUCAUCCCUCAGUGUGAUGAGGAGGGUCAGUACAGGUCUCAGCAGUGCCACGGGUCCACAGGUCACUGCUGGUGUGUGGACAGUAGGGGGCAGGAGAGAGCGGGAACCCGAACUCCACCUGGAACACAGAGAAGAAACUGUGACGAGCCUGUGAUAGUGCCUCCAACCCAGCGUCCAGAGACCGUCUGUGAGCGUUGGAGAGCCAGUCUGAUGCAGCAAUAUGGAGGCCAGCCGAAUUCCCAACACUAUUUACCUCAGUGUGUCUUCGGCGAGUUCAACCCGGUUCAGUGCUAUGGAGACACCAGCUACUGCUGGUGUGUGGACCAAAAUGGACGGGAAGUACAAGGAACCCGCUCACACGACGCUGUGAAACCUGCCUGUAUACCUACUGUGGCCCCUCCAACCAUGCGCCCUCUGCCACGCCCGGAUGUGACCCCACCUCCAGCAGGCACGUUAUUGCUCUAUGCCCAGGGUCAACAGAUUGGAAUCUUGCCUCUCAAUGGCACACAGAUGGACAAGCAGAGAUCUUCAGUGCUGCUGGCUCUACAUGGCUCUAUAGUGGUCGGCAUUGAUUACGACUGCAGAGAAAGGAAAGUUUACUGGACCGAUCUGGCAGGACGGACAAUCAAUCGAGCCAGUUUGGAGCCAGGAUCAGAAUCUGAGAUUAUUAUCAAUACUGCUCUGACGAGUCCAGAAGGUCUUGCUGUAGAUGUGGCCCGUAGGAGACUGUUUUGGGUGGACAGCACACCAGACAAGAUCGAAACAGCAAACCUUGAUGGAAGUGACAGACGUGUUCUGUUCGAGAAAGACUUAGUAAAUCCCAGAGCCAUCAUUGUGGACUCCCCUACAGGAACCCUCUACUGGACUGACUGGAACCGAGAAGCUCCUAAAAUCGAGAGCUCGACGGUGGAUGGACAAAAUCGAAGAGUCCUGGUACAGGAUGGCAUUGGACUUCCCAAUGCUUUGGCCUACGACUCCACUACACGCCAGGUCUGCUGGGCCGAUGCAGGAACCAAGCGCCUAGAGUGUAUAUCACCUAACGGGACAGGGAGGCGUGUGAUCCACAGUAACCUAAACUACCCCUUCAGCAUGGUCUCCUUCGCCAAUCACUACUAUUACACAGACUGGAGGAGAGAUGGGGUCAUCGCUCUCAGUCGAGAUAACCAAUCAACAGAUGAGUACUUGCCUGAUCAGAGAUCUCAUUUGUAUGGAAUUACAGUUGCUCCUCCACACUGUUUAUAAGGAACACACUAAUAACAGAGCCAGCGUUACAUGGUGCUAUUUUGGGCGAGCGUUUGGAGAGCUGGUGCUGUGGGAAUCGCGGCAGAGUCGUGGACCAAGAGAGAGCCGAUUGCGGAUCCCGCAAGUCUUGACAAACGUCACCGUAAAUGCCAAAGUGCAAAUUUACAAACAUGAAAGCGUGAAUAUUUUCUCAAAAAUAGUUUUGUAAAUUUGUUUUAUACCUCAUUUCAUUCUACUGUAUUUUUGUAUGUGACUUUUUGUUAUAAAAAACCCUAACAAAAAAUAAUGAUAAAAUAAAUACCCUGAGUUUAGUUGAGUAAUUUGUAUGUUAAUAAAAACACUAAAACAGUAUUUUGGGGAAAAAGUAAAAAAAAAAAAAAAAAAAGAUUGGUUUGAACAACAAAAGUGGUCUUUUACCAAUCUUAAUUUUUUAAUCCUUUUUAUCUUUUGUAAGAAAUGAUAUUUAUAACAAUAAAAUGUGAUUGACAACUUUAA
Molecule: messenger RNA, 6835 nt
Organism: Pimephales promelas (fathead minnow)
Lineage: Eukaryota; Metazoa; Chordata; Actinopteri; Cypriniformes; Leuciscidae
Source: RefSeq, a predicted model, not a curated record